CUCCUCUUUCUCUCUACCCUCUCUCUCUCUCUCCUUCGUAGUGUUUUCCAGCCUCCCUCUGCUGCUUCUCUCGCCGCCAUUGAAGCUCCGUCAGCUCGGUGUUUGGGGAAAAAAAGAGAAGCGAGAGGCUGGAGGAAAUUACAAAAGGAUAACAAAAGAGAAAAAUAUGAUUUAAAGCGUCAGAAGCGGCCGGGACCAGGGGUUAGGGGGGGUUCUUCUUCUUCUUCCUCCUCCUCCGCGGUAUGUAUGGACCUUCAAGUGGCAACUGAGCGGCGCCCCCCCGGAGAAGAAGAAGUAAAUAUGUGGCGGGUGUAGUGAGCGAGAGGAGCCUGAGUCCCGGGGUCUCUGCGGUGCUGGUGGCGGCGGGCAGAGGGGGCGAGACAGGGGGGUGGAAGAGCACCGUUUUUCUUUUGGAAGUAAACACGGCGAGGCAAGCGAAGUGCUUGCUGUGUGAUCUCCUCGAGGGUGGAUCUGCCGAGCUGAGAGCCCCUCUGAACGGCAGGAAGUCCCCUCCAGCGGCGGUGCGACGAUGACCGAGCUGCUUCCCAAGUGGGCCUGUGAAUACUGCACUUACGAGAACUGGCAGUCAGCCAUCAAGUGCACCAUGUGCCGCGCUCAGAGGCCCAGCGGGGGUGCUAUCAUUACUGAGGAACCGUUCAAGAGCAGCCCAGCUCUGGAUGCUAGUCUGCACCAGUGGGACCCUGCAGGACUCAGCAACAGCCCACCCCAGGGGGGCUCCAGCUUACUAAUUUGUCCAGACUCGAGUGCUCGACCCCGUGUUCGCAUUGCUGAUGUACCUGAGACAAGUAGCAAGUGGUCAUGCCACAUUUGUACUUACCUGAACUGGCCUCGGGCCAUCCGUUGCACCCAGUGCCUCUGCCAGAGGCUUCACGCUCAACAACAACAACAUAGGCAACAUGCCAUACACCAAGGACAUCAUACCCAGCAGCCACGCAGCCCCACAGAGUCACCCCAGACCUCAGGCUCUGGAUUCCGUCCUGCUCCCUUGGCCACAACUACAGACCCCUGUGAGGAAUAUAAUGACCGUAACAGGCUUAACACUCACGUACAGCACUGGACCUGCACUGCCUGCAGUUGCGAGAACUCGGCCAAGGCACAAAAGUGUGUGAUGUGCAACCACCCCAGAGCUAAUAGUCUGCUAACGGAACCCAUCGAACUGGCAUCAAAGCUCGACAGCCAACAACCUCCCACAAAACUUAAUGAACAUGGCAGGGACAACAGGAGGGGUGUUGCUGGGCACAUGGUGGGGCAAGGAAUAGGCAGCGUGGUAGGUGGAGUGGGCGGUUGUAGCAGCAGCCAAAGAAGGUCUCCACCGACCUCGAAACGGGAGUCGGAGAUGAACAUGGACUUUCAGAGGAUUGAAUUGGAGUCAGGGGCAGGGAUCGGCAGACAAGAGGAGCUGGAGGUGGAUUUCAAAAAACUGAAGCAGAUAAAGAACAGGAUGAGAAGGACUGACUGGCUCUUCCUCAAUGCCUGUGUUGGUGUGGUUGAAGGGGACCUGGCGGCUGUGGAGGCCUACAAGUCAUCAGGAGGUGACAUUGCACGACAGCUGACAUCAGACGAGGUGCGCUUAUUAAAUCGGUCCUCGGCAUUUGAUGACGGCUUCACGCUGGUUCACCUGGCCAUCCGCUUCCAAAGGCAGGACAUGCUGGCUGUGCUACUCACGGAGGUGUCCCAGCAGGCAGCCAAGUGUAUUCCAGCCAUGGUGUGUCCGGAGCUAACAGAGCAGAUCCGUCGUGAGGUUGCUGCCUCUCUUCACCAGCGCAAGGGAGACUUUACCUGCUAUUUCCUCACGGACCUGGUGACCUUCACCCUGCCUGCAGACAUUGAAGACUUGCCACCAGCAGUUCAGGAAAAACUGUUUGAUGAGGUGCUGGACCGAGACGUACAAAAAGAACUUGAAGAGGAGUCUCCCAUCAUCAACUGGUCUCUGGAGCUCGGGACGAGGUUGGACAGUCGGCUCUAUGCCCUGUGGAACCGCACGGCCGGGGACUGUCUGCUCGACUCCGUGCUGCAGGCCACAUGGGGCAUCUACGACAAGGACUCGGUGCUUCGCAAGACCCUCCAUGACAGCCUGCACGACUGCUCCCACUGGUUUUACACCCGCUGGAAGGAGUGGGAGUCGUGGUAUUCUCAGAGCUUCGGUCUGCACUUCUCACUGCGGGAGGAACAGUGGCAGGAAGACUGGGCUUUCAUCCUCUCCUUGGCCAGUCAGCCAGGAUCCAGCUUGGAGCAGACCCACAUUUUUGUUCUUGCACACAUUCUUCGUAGGCCCAUUAUCGUCUACGGAGUGAAGUAUUACAAAAGUUUCCGUGGCGAGACGCUGGGGUAUACCCGUUUUCAAGGCGUGUACCUGCCUCUCCUGUGGGAGCAGAGCUUCUGCUGGAAGAGCCCCAUCGCUCUGGGCUACACUCGUGGCCACUUCUCGGCGCUGGUGGCCAUGGAGAACGACGGCUUUGACAAUCGCGGCGCGGGCGCCAACCUCAACACGGACGACGACGUGACCGUCACCUUCCUGCCGCUGGUCGACAGCGAGAGGAAGCUGCUUCACAUUCACUUCCUCUCGGCGCAGGAAAUGGGGAAUGAGGAGCAGCAGGAGAAGCUGCUGAGGGAGUGGCUGGACUGCUGCGUGACCGACGGCGGCGUCCUGGUGGCUCUUCAGAAGAGCUCGCGCCGCCGCAACCACCCGCUCGUCACCCAGAUGGUGGAGAAGUGGCUGGACGGCUACCGGCAGAUCCGGCCCUGCGUGUCUUUGUCCGACGGCGAAGAGGAGGAGGAGGACGAGGACGAGUGAUUAAGCUGAAGCAGGGGGAGCGGGGGGUGCAGGACUCAUCGCCCUCCUCUCUCUCUCUAGUUUUUUUUCUUUUCUGACACGGACAAACUGUGAAAGCCUUCAGGAGCGACCUCCACCUUUCACCGGAGACUCUGCUGCUCCGCUGGCACACACAGGCGUUCAGACACGGAGCGUUCAACUCAGACCAACUCCACCGCCAAGGAACACGCAGGUCGGGGGGGGAAAAAGGUUCACACAUGCAAAUUACCUUUUGAUUUGUUUUUGAGUUUCAAAGGAAAAAAGGAAAACUUUAUUCAUAGAUGUAAAUGCAUGUUGUUGUUUAAAAUAAAAAGAGUAUAAGGAAAUAUACCAGCAUUGAUUCAAAUCAAACACUUUAUAUCCGUUUAGUAUGGGCACUGACAAAAAGCACACUUCCAAAUUUAUUUUAUGAGGUUUUUAAUUUGUUUUCCGGUCGAGAAUGUGUCGACCGGUUUAGCGUUUUGUGCGUUUGUGUUUUUUUUCUUUCAGAACGGGCAGGGACGAAGCCAAUAUCAUGAUCCUUAGAGAAGCAGAGAUUGUGAAAUAAUAAAUGACUUUAAUCCUUAUCACUAAACACUGCACAUUUAUGAAAUCAGUUCUAUAUAAAUACAGUAUCAUUGCUUGAACUAAGGUCGUCGUAUGAAGCUCUUGAAAAGGGAGAUUUUAGUUUUUUCCCCCAUGACGAGUCAGAUCUCACUAAGGUUUAGCAAACAGAACAUUCAUGUUGGAUCUUUUGUUUACCGUUUUUCAGACUGACUGAACUGAGAAGUGUGUGUGUGUGUGUGAGAGCGCGAGAGAGAGUGAAUGUGUGUGGGGGUUUUUCUUCUCUGAACUUAUUCUACAUAUUUAUUGGUUGGAAACUUAUUUGAGCUUUUCUGUAUAUUUUUUUCUUUCCUUUGUGGUUUUCAUUAAUUAUAUUCUCUGAAUCUUGAUGAAGACAUGUUGCACACAAACACUGUUGCUGUGAGGAAAGAACCAACCGUGACCAUCAGUGGAACGUUUACUUCUGUUGUUGCGUGCGAUUUAGUACCUCAUUUGUUUUGCCUCAAAGCUGGUGCUCUUGUUUUUUUUUUGUUUCUUUUGGGGGGGGGGGGGGUUCAAACCCAGAGUCACACUUUGUGUCACUGCCAUCUCCCACUUCCUCUUUUGUCCGUCUUUUCCUUGUUAGCGUUUGUCGUCACCCUCACGGUACCCGUCAGUUCCCCUCCCUGUCUCACGCCUGCUCGUCGUCAUCACGUGAAAACAUCUUAACGUUUUUCAGCCGGGUUCUCGUGAGAUCCCAACGUACAAAACCAAAGCUGACAGAAGAAAAACCAACAAAACAAAACGAGUUUUCCUUCCUUUCUCUUUUUCUUUUGCUGUGAAUGUUUUGCAUUUGUUUGUUUCUUUCAUUGCACACUGUAACCUCUUCUGUGUUUCAUUCGACUCCUACACGUUUUGAGCAUCACCUGUAUGUUGCUUUAUAUUUAUGCAAUAGUUGCAGUUGUGACUAUGACGGUUUGUGGAUUUAGGCCUGACUUCACUAUACGGAGUGUAACGCAAGGAACAGGUAUAAUACGGAAAAAAAUAAAGGAAAACCUUUUUGAAUGUCCAAUUAAA
Messenger RNA from Platichthys flesus (European flounder), 4432 nucleotides. It is a transcript of the gene zranb1b, whose product is annotated as zinc finger, RAN-binding domain containing 1b. Bases 530 to 2815 code for a protein of 761 amino acids. The transcript is spliced from 10 exons. Gene Ontology annotation, biological process: protein deubiquitination involved in ubiquitin-dependent protein catabolic process; positive regulation of Wnt signaling pathway; cytoskeleton organization. The record is from RefSeq and is a predicted model, not a curated record. Gene Ontology annotation, cellular component: cytoplasm; nucleus. Gene Ontology annotation, molecular function: cysteine-type deubiquitinase activity; K63-linked polyubiquitin modification-dependent protein binding. Lineage: Eukaryota; Metazoa; Chordata; Actinopteri; Pleuronectiformes; Pleuronectidae.